Messenger RNA from Acipenser ruthenus (sterlet), 1227 nucleotides. Its product is annotated as macrophage mannose receptor 1-like. Gene Ontology annotation, cellular component: plasma membrane. Gene Ontology annotation, biological process: receptor-mediated endocytosis. Lineage: Eukaryota; Metazoa; Chordata; Actinopteri; Acipenseriformes; Acipenseridae. Gene Ontology annotation, molecular function: signaling receptor activity. The record is from RefSeq and is a predicted model, not a curated record. The transcript is spliced from 9 exons. The coding region runs from base 1 to 1212 and encodes 403 amino acids.
AUGGCAUCAGAGGAGGGAACGAGUGUGUUCGAUAACUGGAUCUUCAAAGAAUAUUCCGAGCUGUGGUGCUGGUUGGGACACAGACCCUGUAACUGGAGUGCUCUAUCAGAGAAACACCCAAGCAGUUCUGACCUGGCAUCAAGCAAGGAAAAGCUGCCAGCAGCAAGAUUCCGACUUACUAAGUGUCAUCGAGCUACACGAACAAACAUAUCUUACAGGCUUAACCAGUUCUUGAGCACUCCAUUGUGGAUUGGACUAAAUAGUUUGGAUUUUGACAGUGGCUGGCAAUGGAGUAAUGGUAACCCAUUCAGAUACUUGAACUGGGCACCAGGCUGUCCCUCUUCCCAGCCGGGUCUGAACUGUGCUGUGUUGAAUCCUGGAAAAGGUGCCAAGUGGGAAGACAAGGCCUGUUCAAAUAAACUGGGAUACAUCUGUAGGAAGGGGAAUGCUACCAACCUGAUACCCACAGUGCCAGUGAACAGUCAGCUCAGUUACUGUUCUAAUCACUGGGUGCCGUACGCAGGGCAUUGCUAUUACAUAGAAAGAUCAAAAAAAAUAUGGAAGGAGGCUUUGGCUGCAUGUCACAAGGAUGGAGGAGAUCUUGCCAGCAUCCAUAAUAUUGAAGAACACAGCUUUGUUAUUUCACAACUUGGAUAUUUGCCAAGUGAUGACCUCUGGAUUGGACUUAAUGACCUGAAAAUGCAUAUGCUGUUUGAGUGGAGCGAUGGAUCACACGUGACAUUCACCAAAUGGCACACUGGAGAACCAAGCCAUUCUUCUAACCUCCAGGAGGACUGCGUUCUCAUGAAAGGAAAGGAUGGCAAAUGGACAGAUCACAUCUGUGAAAAGCAAUAUGGAUACAUUUGCAAGAAAAAAGCCUCAUCCAAGCCACAUGGUGCCCCCGAGAUUGUGGAACAGGGUUGCAAGAAAGGUUGGACCAGAUAUGGCUUUCACUGCUAUUAUGUGGGAUCUGACAUGCAGUCAUUUACAGAAGCAAACCAGACUUGCAAAAGUAAAGCAUCAAGCCUGGUUACUGUUGAUGACAGAUAUGAACAUGCCUAUCUAAUUAGCUUGGUUGGACUAAGGCCCGAAAAAUAUUUCUGGCUGGGUUUGUCAAACACAGAAGAUCGGGAUACAUUUAGGUGGACAACUGGUCAAGACGUCAGGUUUACUCACUUUAAUGUCAACUUGCCAGGUGCAGUAUUACAUUAAAUAUUAUUUCACUGU